AUGCUCCUGCUCCUGCUCCUGCUCCUGCUGGUUCCUGCCAUACUACUCUACAUUUCCCACCGCAUCGUGCGGCCUACUCUGACUCUGGCAAAGAAGAAGAAGCCGAGCAGCCAUGGCCUCCGGAGCCACCCGCUGCUUGGCCAUCUCCACGCGUUCCUCAAGAACCGCCACCGCUUCCUCGACUGGUCGACCGAGCUCAUCGUCGGCAGCCCGGAGCGGAGGAUGGGCUUCUGGAUUCCCGGGAUGAUCACCUGCUUCAUCACCGGCAACCCGGCCGACGUCGAGCACGUCCUGCGCACCAACUUCGCCAACUACCCCAAGGGCGACAGCACCAUCCCCGUCAUGGCCGACUUCCUCGGCCACGGCAUCUUCAACUCCGACGGGGAGCAGUGGCUCUGGCAGCGCAAGAGCGCCAGCCGUGAGUUCACCACGCACUCGCUCCGGGGUUUCGUCAUCGAUUCCGUGCAGUCCGAGGUCAGAAACAGGCUUCUGCCCUUGCUGUGA
Molecule: messenger RNA, 504 nt
Organism: Triticum aestivum (bread wheat)
Lineage: Eukaryota; Viridiplantae; Streptophyta; Magnoliopsida; Poales; Poaceae
Product: cytochrome P450 94B3-like
Exons: 1
Coding region: 1-504 (167 amino acids)
Molecular function (GO): oxidoreductase activity, acting on paired donors, with incorporation or reduction of molecular oxygen; iron ion binding; heme binding
Source: RefSeq, a predicted model, not a curated record